UAUCUCCUCUGAUGUGAGAAUUACGGUUGGGUGAUUCAGUUGAGAAGCUAGCCUUGAAAUGGCAACGUAUUUCUAUGAUACGUUACAAGCGCCGAGUAAGACACUCGUGGUGAUUUUUGAUUAUAUUUCACCAAGGGUUGGGGAAUUGACGGUGAAAGCCGGGGAGGAAGUGCAGGUUAUUGAAAGGAUUGAACAUUGGGUUAAAGCGAAGUCUAAAGAUGGAAAGAUUGGAAUGUUACCGUUGGCUUAUCUCAGGAAACCGGAUAGUAUAGAAGCAAUUCCUUGGUAUUUCCCGGAGUUAUCCAGAACAGAGGCCAUUGAAUUACUCCUUAAGGAACCACCAGGUACAUAUUUAGUCAGACCAUCAUCAAGUCAAGAGAAAGAGUUGGCUCUUUCAAUACGAACAAAUCUAAGAGAGAAACCUGUUGCUCAAUAUAAAAUUUGUUACCAUGAAACAAAGGGUUUCUUUAUCCAUACAAAUAUUACAGAUUUGUCUAUUAGGAGGUUAAUGAGUUACUAUCAAAAUGAUGAUGAAAAUAAGUUAAAUCUUGUCCAUCGCCUUCAAAGGAUAUGCCCGAAAUCCACCCCGAGGAUCUUCCAACUUGCCCCUCGUAACCAACCCAUUGAACCCAUGGAGAUCAAACUUUUGAGAAAAAUAGGCGAAGGGAAUUUUGGUUUUGUUCAUCUGGGUCUCUACAGACAAUUCAAAAUAGCUGUUAAGGAAUUACGAGAUCAAGAACCUGACAGCUGGGCCAAAGAAUUAGCUCCUCUCAGGGAGCUUCACCAUCCCAACGUGGUCACAUGUUACGGAUACAUAGAAUCCCACGAAUGGAUUAUUUUUGAAUACGUCGACCAUUGUUUAGAACAUCAGUUAAAAAACAACGCUUAUACUGAUAAUCAACUAUUAGCAAUCGCAACACAGGUUGCUCGUGGAAUGGCCUAUAUCCACGAGAAGAACUACAUCCAUCGGGAUCUUGCCGCACGCAAUGUUUUGGUAACCAUGGAUAAAGUAGCAAAAAUCUCUGAUUUUGGCUUAAGUCGGAAGCUUAAAUCAAAUAAGGGAAUCUAUAAAACAGAAAGCCAAGUAACACCUAUCCAAUGGGAAGCACUGGAGAGUCUAACCAAAAGUGUUUAUAACAUGUCCACGGAUGUAUGGAUGUUUGCCGCGUUGUUGUUUGAGAUCUACACCAAAGGAAUGGCGCCCUUCAAUAAUGUAGGACCUAAUAAACCAACACUUAUCAAAAUAUUAACGGAGGGAUCACGCCUGCCACAACCUAAAAACAUGCCUGGGAAGAUUUAUCAGUUGCAGAUGGAUUGCAUGCAUGAAAAACCCAAGAAACGCCCAACUUUCAAACAGAUCCUACAAUGUUUACUUAAAUUUGAAUGAAUUUCUAUCAUUCUCGUAUGUUUGCGAAUCGUAAAUAUAUUCUAAGAUUAGCA
This is a messenger RNA of Dalotia coriaria, 1440 nucleotides long. RefSeq names its product proto-oncogene tyrosine-protein kinase LCK-like. The transcript has 3 exons. Gene Ontology annotation, molecular function: protein binding; ATP binding; protein tyrosine kinase activity. The coding region runs from base 59 to 1387 and encodes 442 amino acids. NCBI's taxonomy places the organism in Eukaryota, Metazoa, Arthropoda, Insecta, Coleoptera, Staphylinidae. Gene Ontology annotation, biological process: protein phosphorylation. The record is from RefSeq and is a predicted model, not a curated record.